AGAAAGUUGAUUGUGAAUCGAGCUCUCAAACGAAUAGGAACGUUUUGAAGUCAUUCGAAUUUAAACAGAGAAAUAAAGUGAAUUAAAUACCUAUUGUGUAGUUUAAACUAAUAUAGAAUGAUCUACGGAACAACUGUGAAUAGUUGAGAAAUUAAAGUGCGGCUUAAACUAAGUUUUAAUUGGUGAACCUUUCAAUCAAGAAGAACUACGUCAGCAAAUUGCCUACAAAACCCUUUAUUAACUAUUAAAAUCAACAGGAAAUCUGUUCCUCAAGUGCUAAAAUGUGCAAUUCACGAGCAGUUCAAGAUAAAUCAAAUAGUUUUGUGCUGAAAAAAGUGUCUGAGGGCAGAACAAUGAAAGCCAUCCAAAAAUGGGGCUCCACGGGGCAAGAAAAAACUUGACGAAGCGCAGCUGCAGCAACUUUUCUCUAUAUGUUCAUGUACAUAUACAUAUACAAACUAUGGUGUGCAUCGGGUGUACAAAGAAAACGAGUCUUUGUUCUGCCCACAAAUCGAUGGCGAUGCGACAGCAACAACUACAACGCAGAGCAGGAUACAUACAUACAUACAUAAGUUGAAUGGUCUUUUUAAGCCCGACUUGCCUGUGGAACACUCGAAAUGGAAGUUUUGUAAGAGUUUGAACACUCUGAAUCACCGAAUCGCCAGACACUCCCAAAUGUUCUUGGCCCAUAAAAAACGAUGAUGGUCGUCCGAAGAUUAGUGAGCUGGACCCGGCAGGAUUUGGUAUUUAUGACUACUAUUCUACUUGCUACCAAGCAUCCAUCGCUAACGACCCACCAAAUCCACAAAUCAACCACAACAUAUACUAAGUAUAUCCCAGGCAGUGAAAAAGCGUAUCAUGCUACCAACCAAUUUGUCUAUAUCCUGUGUGCAUAUAUAUCGUUAGAAGUCUAAGUGUAUUUGCAGGUCCGCCAACAAACCAAACCAAACCAAACCAAACUACAACAUCGCCACUAAUCUUUUCUUUCUCUAUUUAUAUAUGCCAUAUAUAUACAUAUAUAUAUGUAUCCCAUGUCCACAUAAAUUCCGACUCUGCCCUUAUCCCAUGACUUAUGAACCGUUCGCCUUGCAGUUUCCAAAUACCAAACCGCCUACGCCUGCGAAGGUAAGAAACUGACCAUCGAGUGCGAUCCCGGCGAUGUGAUUAACCUGAUACGGGCCAACUACGGCCGCUUCUCGAUCACCAUCUGCAAUGACCACGGCAAUGUGGAGUGGAGUGUCAAUUGCAUGUUCCCCAAGUCACUCAGCGUACUGAACUCAAGAUGUGCUCACAAGCAGAGCUGCGGAGUGCUGGCGGCCACGAGCAUGUUCGGGGAUCCCUGUCCCGGGACCCACAAAUACCUGGAGGCGCACUACCAGUGCAUCAGUGCUGCCCAGACCUCGACGACGACCAACAGGCCCAGUCCGCCGCCAUGGGUGCUGAGCAAUGGUCCGCCGAUCUUUAGCAAUGGCAGUGGCCUGAUCCAUCCGCCCGGCGGUCCACCGCCGCCGCCACGCCUCCCCACACUGCCCGGAGUGGUGGGCAUUAGCGGGAAUCCCGGACUGUUUAAUGUGCCGCCACAGCACACGGCUGUGACCCAUUCCACGCCCUCGAGCAGCACGGCAGGAUUGGGCGGCGGACGACUCAAGGGUGUGGCCAGCUCGACGACGACCACCAAGCAUCCAGCAGGUCGCCACGAUGGUCUGCCCCCGCCACCGCAACUGCACCACCAUCACAAUCAUCAUGGCGAAGGCGAGGUCGCCGCCGCACCCACCAAGCCGAGCAGUAAGCUUCCUGCGGCCGGAAAUGCCACGGCUCCCUCGAACACUCGCAUCCUAACGGGCGUGGGAGGAUCCGGCACCGAUGAUGGCACCCUGCUGACCACCAAGAGCUCACCCAAUCGACCACCUGGCCCUGCGGUCAGUGGAUCGGCCAUGAGCGGCAACAACAGUGUCGUGCGCACCAUCAACAACAUCAAUCUGAAUGCCGCUGGGAUGUCCGGCGGCGAUGAUGAGUCCAAGCUGUUCUGCGGUCCCACCCAUGCCCGCAAUCUCUUCUGGAACAUGACCCGCGUGGGUGAUGUCAAUGUGCAGCCAUGUCCAGGCGGUGCAGCCGGCAUAGCCAAGUGGCGAUGUGUGCUAAUGAAACGGAUGCCGGACUCCGGCUACGAUGAGUACGACGAUGAUCCUCCCAGCUCAACGAGCUCCACCCCGACGGCCACUGCUAGCGGUGGCGACUGUCUGCACAACAGCAGCAGCUGCGAACCGCCGGUGAGCAUGGCGCACAAGGUCAACCAGCGGUUGCGCAACUUUGAGCCCACCUGGCAUCCCAUGACACCCGAUCUGACGCAGUGCCGCAGCCUCUGGCUGAACAAUCUGGAAAUGCGCGUCAACCAGCGCGACUCCUCGCUGAUCUCCAUUGCCAACGACAUGUCCGAGGUGACCAGCAGCAAGACGCUCUACGGCGGCGACAUGCUGGUCACCACCAAGAUCAUCCAAACUGUUUCGGAGAAGAUGCUGCACGACAAGGAGACCUUCCCCGAUCAGCGACAGCGCGAGGCCAUGAUCAUGGAGCUGUUGCAUUGCGUGGUCAAAACGGGCUCCAACCUGCUGGACGAGUCCCAGUUGUCCUCGUGGCUGGACUUGAAUCCGGAGGACCAGAUGCGUGUGGCCACAUCCCUGCUAACUGGCCUGGAGUACAACGCCUUCCUGCUGGCGGACACGAUCAUCAGGGAACGCAGUGUGGUGCAGAAGGUCAAGAAUAUAUUGCUCUCGGUACGAGUGCUGGAGACCAAGACCAUCCAGUCCAGCGUUGUCUUCCCGGACUCGGAUCAGUGGCCCCUGAGUUCCGAUCGCAUAGAGCUUCCCCGAGCGGCUCUCAUCGACAACAGCGAAGGCGGCCUGGUGCGCAUUGUGUUCGCCGCCUUCGAUCGCCUGGAGUCCAUCCUCAAGCCGAGCUACGAUCACUUUGAUCUGAAGAGCUCACGCAGCUAUGUUCGCAAUACAGCCAUCCUGGCCAACGAUAGCGAUGCGAAUGCAGGAGAGAUGCAGCAGCGUCUUCGCAUCCUCAACAGCAAGGUGAUCUCGGCCAGCUUGGGCAAGGGGCGGCACAUACAGCUCUCGCAGCCCAUAACUUUAACGCUGAAGCAUCUGAAAACCGAGAACGUAACGAAUCCCACCUGUGUGUUCUGGAACUACAUUGACCAUGCCUGGUCUGCCAAUGGCUGCAGCUUGGAGUCCACGAAUCGGACGCACAGCGUGUGCAGUUGCAACCACCUGACCAACUUUGCCAUACUCAUGGACGUGGUUGAUGAGCACCAGCACUCGCUGUUCACCAUGUUCGAUGGGAACAUGCGCAUCUUCAUCUACAUCAGCAUCGCCAUCUGCGUGGUGUUCAUCGUGAUUGCCCUGCUGACGCUGAAGCUCUUCAACGGGGUCUUUGUGAAGUCUGCCCGCACCUCGAUUUAUACCAGCAUUUACCUUUGCCUGCUGGCCAUCGAGCUGCUCUUUCUGCUGGGCAUUGAACAGACCGAAACAAGCAUUUUCUGCGGCUUCAUAACCAUUUUCCUCCACUGUGCCAUACUAUCUGGCACCGCCUGGUUCUGCUACGAAGCCUUCCAUUCGUACUCCACCCUCACCUCGGAUGAGCUCCUCCUGGAGGUGGACCAGACGCCCAAGGUGAACUGCUACUACCUCUUGUCCUACGGACUGUCCUUGAGUGUGGUGGCCAUCUCGCUGGUCAUCGAUCCCAGCACCUACACCCAGAACGAUUACUGCGUCCUGAUGGAGGCCAAUGCCCUGUUUUAUGCCACCUUUGUGGUUCCAGUGCUCAUCUUCUUUGUGGCUGCCAUUGGCUAUACGUUCCUGUCCUGGAUCAUCAUGUGUCGCAAGAGUCGCACGGGUCUGAAGACCAAAGAGCACACUCGAUUGGCCAGCGUGCGUUUCGACAUACGCUGCUCCUUUGUGUUCCUCUUGCUGCUGAGUGCCGUUUGGUGCUCCGCCUAUUUCUACCUGCGUGGAGCCAAAAUGGACGAGGACACGGCCGACGUGUAUGGCUAUUGCUUCAUCUGCUUCAACACCUUGCUGGGGCUGUACAUCUUCGUGUUCCACUGCAUCCAGAACGAGAAGAUCCGCAGGGAGUACCGCAAGUAUGUGAGGCAGCACGCCUGGCUGCCCAAGUGCCUGCGCUGCUCGAAGACCUCCAUUUCGUCGGGCAUCGUGGCGGGCAACGGACCCACAGCCGCCGGCACACUUUGCAGUGUGUCCACCUCCAAGAAGCCCAAGCUGAUGCCGCUGGGCGUGAGCGAGGAGGCCGACGAUGAUCCCCAGCAGCAACAGCAGGCGAGUGGGCCCAUCACCGAGGACGCCAUCAUGGGAGCCAGCUCUGAUUGUGAACUGAAUGAAGCCCAGCAGCGGAGGACGCUGAAGAGUGGCCUGAUGACGGGCACCCUGCAGGCACCAUCGCAUGUGGUCCUCGAAAGGGGCAGCACCCUGCGCUCCACUGGCCACGCCUCACCCACCAGUUCUGCCGGAUCCACGCACCUGAUCUUCGCCCACAAGCAACAACAACAGCAGCAGCACCAGCAGCAGCAACAACAAGCGGGUCCCCUGGGCGAGUCCUACUACCAUCAACCGGACUACUACAGCUGGAAGCAGCCACCGACUGGAGCCGCAGGGGCAUUGAAGGGUCAGCGGGAGUACUACAACAAUGCAGGAGCAGCUGCCUCCUCGCCGCAGCAGGCGCACGAGGUCUUCUACUGGACCCAGAAGCCCAGCAGUCAGCAUGGCAAAAAGAAGAGGGGAGGCGGUGCUGGCGGAGUGCCCGCCUCGCCCAGUGGAUCGCUGCAUAGUCGCACGGCCGCCGCCUCCCAGGUGCUCUUCUAUCCGUCGUACAAGAAGACCAAGUCGGGCCAGCAGUCCGGCUAUCCGCAAUACGCGGAGGCAUUGGAUCCACCAACGCUGGCCACCGCUGGCAAUGCGGCUGUCUACUACCAGCAGCAGCAGCAACAGUUGCGUCGCCAGCAGCAACAGCAGCUGCAGCAGCAGCAACAGCAACAACAGCAGCUCUCCUCGGAUGAGGAACAGGCCGAGCAACAUGCUCACCUGUUGCAUCUGCAACGACGAGCCGGUGGCCAGCAACAACUGCCCGCUCCGCCGCCGCACAUGGCGCAGUACCAGCAGGAGUUCAUGCAGCGCCAGUAUAGAAAUAAGCAUUCCAACUGUGAUUUGGGCAUGGGCGAUGCCUACUACAACCAGGGCGGCGCGGAUGGCGGUCCCGUCUACGAGGAGAUCCUCAGCAACCGCAACUCGGAUGUGCAGCACUACGAGGUGGGUGACUUCGAUGUGGACGAGGUGUACAACAAUAGCGUGGGCACCGGUGUCUUCAACAAUAUGCGAGCGGCGGUGGCCGCCGGCGGUAGUCGUUAUGGCGGCGGCAGCCUCAGUGGCGGCAGUGUCUCGUCCAGGAGUCAACAACAACAACAGCAGCAGCAGCUCCAGAAGCAGCAACAGCAACAACAGUCGCUGGCCCAGCAGAGAUCGGCUAGACGCUGCACGGCGGAUGAUGACGACGACGAGGACGACGACGACGAGGAGGAGGAUGAGGAGGCAACGGCCGCGGAGCAAUUGCACGACAGUGUCUGUGAUGAGGAUGAGGAGGAGGACGAGAGCGACUUGGAGGACGAUGCUCAUGGAUUGCCACCACAGAGCGAUGAGCGGAUGCGUCGUCUGAUGGCGAUGCAGGACGAGGACUUUAAGCGGCGGUUUCAACGUCAGCUGCGUAAGCAUGGAGCGCCCUUGGACUACGGAUCCUUGCCGCCGGGAUCGGCGCCAGGAUCAGGUCCGCACCCCGAGCACAACGGUGCGGUUUUUGGGGUUAGCGGCGGCGUUGGUGAGGGCUCCAUGCGUGGCGCAUUCCGGCAGCAGCAGCAACAGCCAAUGAAUGCCAAGUCGCCCGGCGCUCGUCUGGCGGUAAAUGAGCUAUUUGGUCACGGCAAUGCCGGUCCACCGCUGCCGCCGGCCAAUCAGACGCCCGCGCAGAAGCGUCAGCAGCUACAGAAAUUGUCACCACAGUCCACCACAUCAUCGUCGUCGCAUACAUCACACACACACAGCAACCCCAAUCCUCACCAGCUCACCCAUCAGCAUCCGCAGCCACAUCCACAUCUGCAUCCCCCACACCAUCAGCAGCGCCACCUGUCGGCCAUGCUGGAUGAGAACAACACGGUGCGAUGUUAUCUGGAACCACUGGCCAAGUGAGCCGGAUAGCGUAGAACCUCCAUCUCCGGAACGGAACGGAAUGGAACGGAACAGUCUUAGGCAAAAAUUGUAGCUUAGGAUCUCUAGCUAUACCUAGUAUUAGUCGUUAGUCGAAAUAUGGAGCAUUGUGUGAAACAACAUGCUGUCAUGCUAUACGUGCAGUGAUUCGAGAAUCCCAAAACUUUAUGAAUGUAUAUGAGAAUAACUAUAGGCACACACCAUCCAUCCCAACCCAUCCCAUCCACCCACCCACACACACACACUCACGAAGCCGUGCAAGCUUAACCAAAAUACGAGGGAUAUGAGGGAUUACGUGGGAAUUGGGUCCUUCGACUUGCAUGCAUUUUAUACCAACUUGGAAAUCGAUAUUAAAUAUAAAUGUAUGUACCAUAUAUAUGUAAAAUGUAUUGUAAUACAUGUCACCACAUGCCAUUUUUAAAUACUUAAAUGAUAAUUUAAACAAACAGAAAAUCAAGUAUAUAUAUAUAUAUAUAUGGAUGUAUAUGUAUAAGAUCUGAGAACUGUAUGUACAUGAUGAUAUAUAGAAUGCAGGCGAAUUAUGUUUUAUGUAUUUUGUAAGGAAUCAAUUGUUUUUGAUUUUCGCUGAUUAUGCUCGUAAGAUAUAUAUAUAUACACACACACAGGCUUAAGAUUUGUUUCGUGUUUCAUAAACCAAAAAGAAGAAGAAAAACCUACGUUUCGAAGUUUUGUAAUUUUUUGCUCUCCAACUGCCGAUUUACACCUCUGAACCAAAUAUUCCUUCCAACUAUGAAACAAGUGUAAAGACAUGAUUUCGAGGGAAUUAUAAUGCCAUUAUAAUUUGUUAUUGCAUUUCUUUUACGUUGUAAGCAAACCAGAGCGAAGCAUUUGAAGUGAACAUUUUCAUCAAUAUAGCGGCUUUAAGCACACAUUUAGGGGCAUUUACUUUAUAUUUUCGGAAGAGAGUUCGUAGAAUGCUUUAUAAUUUAUACGAUAUAACGAGAGAUUAAAUAAAACGAAUGCUAUGAAAAUGUCUUGAAAAUUGCAUUGCAGGCACCAAACCGAAACCGAUAGAGCAGCAUACGGAAAUACCUAUAUAGCAAAGAAAGAUUUCAACCGAACCUCACUUGUUAACUAGGAACUAACUGAAAACUCUAACUCUUUAAACACUAGCCAGCUAACAUCCAAACACACACUAAACUGUACUAUUCCUACUCCCUGAAUGGCAUUCUCCCUAGAAUUUCACGCAUGUGUACAAAAACCAAAUAAAAUAAAGUGCAAACAAA
Drosophila elegans is the source of this 7522-nucleotide messenger RNA. RefSeq names its product latrophilin Cirl (gene Cirl). The record is from RefSeq and is a predicted model, not a curated record. Gene Ontology annotation, molecular function: G protein-coupled receptor activity; carbohydrate binding. Gene Ontology annotation, biological process: cell surface receptor signaling pathway; adenylate cyclase-activating G protein-coupled receptor signaling pathway. Bases 1248 to 6257 code for a protein of 1669 amino acids. Gene Ontology annotation, cellular component: membrane. NCBI's taxonomy places the organism in Eukaryota, Metazoa, Arthropoda, Insecta, Diptera, Drosophilidae. The transcript has 12 exons.